CUUCAUUGCAAAUACGGUGUUGACGACACCACUUUGUCCUAUCCCUUCUAUACCCAAUCUCGAGAUCUCCCUCCAUACAGCAGUCACUCCCUUUUCCAAGUGAUAGAAGUGGUAGCAAAUGAACCAUGGCUGCCACCUCUCUCUCUAUAUCUCUCUCUCCCUUUCCUCUCUCCUCUUCCUUUCUCAGCCCAAAACCUCGCUUGUUUUCACUAAAUACCCACAGUGAUUCAUCUCUCUCACUUACCUCAAAGAGGGCCAUCCAAUUUAAUACUACCCCACGUCUUGAAAUUCCUUCGAAAAGGGUCCAAUUCUGGAAAACCUCUGCUGUUUCUGGAGAUGCUUUGCCUGUAGAAGCAAACCCAGUUGAGAAUUCUGAGCAAAUUGUUGCUUCCAGUGGCGGUGAUGUUGUCUCCACCAUCAUCUCUGUCCUUCUGUUCUUGGCUUUCAUUGGCCUAUCGAUUCUCACCAUAGGGGUUAUCUACAUAGCAGUCACAGAUUUUUUGACGAGGAGGGAGUCGGAUAAAUUUGCGAAAGAGGAAGCGGCUAGGAAUAAGAAGAGGAAGAAGAGUGGUAAAAAUAAGAGGGUGAUUAGAGCUAGAGCCGGACCCAGAGGGUUUGGACAAAAAAGAGUGGAGGAAGAAGAUGAUUAGAUUGCAAAAAUUACAGUCGUAAGCUUCUCAUUGUGUUUGUGGAAUCUUAAUUUCUGAAAUGCAGAAAUAGGUUGAAACCCAUACCAUGUGUGAAUUUUCUCUCGAGAUGAUUCAAUUCUGAGGUUUGUUUUCUAAGUGCGAUUCUUCAUCUAGCAGUUGAUUUUCAAUCAAGACAACUUGACUGGUUUGAUUCAUUUUUGAAAGCAUUGUUUAUUUAAUCACCUCAGUAAUUUGAAAGGAGGAAAUUGUUGGAA
This is a messenger RNA of Rhododendron vialii, 904 nucleotides long. RefSeq lists its product as uncharacterized. The transcript is spliced from 2 exons. NCBI's taxonomy places the organism in Eukaryota, Viridiplantae, Streptophyta, Magnoliopsida, Ericales, Ericaceae. The coding region runs from base 126 to 650 and encodes 174 amino acids. The record is from RefSeq and is a predicted model, not a curated record.